Metarhizium album ARSEF 1941 is the source of this 1554-nucleotide messenger RNA. RefSeq lists its product as uncharacterized. The transcript has 3 exons. The record is from RefSeq and is a predicted model, not a curated record. The coding region runs from base 1 to 1554 and encodes 517 amino acids. NCBI's taxonomy places the organism in Eukaryota, Fungi, Ascomycota, Sordariomycetes, Hypocreales, Clavicipitaceae. Gene Ontology annotation, biological process: actin cortical patch assembly; endocytosis; actin cortical patch localization. Gene Ontology annotation, molecular function: Arp2/3 complex binding. Gene Ontology annotation, cellular component: actin cortical patch.
AUGGAGGACAAUGGCGAAGUUGUCACUGCAGUCAGCUCCGAGGAUGAGCAUCGACUUUGGACAGCUUAUGCAUCUCAUUUAGAGAUGAACGAAUGUCUCGUCGCCGAUUGCGCGAGCCACGAAUCCAUCGACGAUACCCUUCGAAAGUGGUUGGAAAUCACAACCCAGCUGCGACAUUGCACCGCGGAUUCGCACGACGACUUUUUAGCCUGCGCUCAUAUGCUGCUAGAGAGCGACAUCUUCAGAAACAAUAGGGACUACGUGCGGACUCAGAUAAUCCACAGUCUACUGCAGGAAGACGAGGCCGGGCCCUUGCAUGCCAUCACCAGCUUGCUGUUUCUUGACGGCUGCAGCGAUGGGUCGACGUUCCCACGCAUGAUUGAGGAAUCGUGCUUUCCCAGGCUUCUAGAGCUUAUAAAUGCACAGAGAGAGCAUGCGGACCCUCGACUGCAUCGCCUCCUGCUCCAGAUAAUGUACGAAAUGUCCCGAGUGGAACGACUCAAGCUCGACGAUUUGGCGCUGGUUGAUGAUUCUUUCGUCCGUUAUCUAUUCCAGCUCAUUGAAGGUGUCUCCGAAGAUGUGCAGGAUCCGUACCACUACCCCACCAUUCGAGUUCUGCUCGUCUUGAAUGAACAAUACAUGCUCGCCUCAACCGACUCAGCAACGGAUCCUACAAAUGCGACAUCGACUCCAUUAACCAAUCGCAUUGUUAAAUGUCUGAGUCUAGACGGGCCCCUGUACAGGACCUUUGGCGAGAAUGUCAUCUUGCUCUUGAAUCGGGAAACAGAAACAUCGCUUCAACUACUCAUUUUGAAAUUACUAUAUCUACUCUUUACAACGAAAGCCACCUACGAAUAUUUCUACACCAACGACUUGCGAGUUCUGCUGGACGUCAUGAUUCGGAAUCUAAUGGAUCUCCCGGACGAGAAGAUAUCUCUGCGUCACACGUACCUGCGUGUCAUGUACCCGCUGUUGGCUCACACCCAACUCAAUCAGCCACCUCACUACAAGAGAGACGAGGUCCUUCGUGUUCUGAGAGUCCUUCGCGGGUCCCCCAACGCCCAUUUUGCACCCGCGGAUGAGACGACCCUACGACUGGUAGCUCGGGUAGCAAAGGUUGCAUGGAUCGAAGAGACGGAGGAAGAGAAGGAAAGUACGGGCCAGGCUGGAGUCACCCGCCAGUUCCUUGGAAUCAGCCUGUCGCCGUCACAAUAUGCCAGCAGUAUUAGCGUCGGUGACGUGGCGGGAGUGAUGGAGCGGCCUGGGGUCCAAACUCCGAGUCGAAAGGCCUCGACUGCAUCAGAUGUGCGCGAAAAUGCCAAUCUGGAAGCCAAUGCCACGGAAUCUUCCAUGGGGCCCAGGAAAACGCUUCCCACUGUCCCGAAACAUCGACAUGGUAUUCCAUUUGCCCAGGCGGCCAAGGCUUGUGGGAGCGCAAACGGAGAAGGCAAGAAGAUUCCCCCCAAAGCACCACCGCCGCGGCGCUGGGGUCGAAGGAAGAGUCUCACGGAGCAUUCGCCCAUAGAACCCAUCAACGAAGCUAACCCUGACUGA